Perca fluviatilis (European perch) is the source of this 1561-nucleotide messenger RNA. It is a transcript of the gene gdpgp1, whose product is annotated as GDP-D-glucose phosphorylase 1. The record is from RefSeq and is a predicted model, not a curated record. Gene Ontology annotation, biological process: glucose metabolic process. Gene Ontology annotation, cellular component: cytoplasm. Bases 312 to 1400 code for a protein of 362 amino acids. NCBI's taxonomy places the organism in Eukaryota, Metazoa, Chordata, Actinopteri, Perciformes, Percidae. The transcript is spliced from 2 exons. Gene Ontology annotation, molecular function: GDP-D-glucose phosphorylase activity.
UAGUUGGCGGUAGUGCAACGCAAUGGAUGCAAACCGCCGUUAAAAUACAUAGAGGAAGAAGACACCAAUAAACACCGACGAAGAAGAACACGCGCAACUGAGGAAACUAACUAGCAAGAAAACCGGUGCUAAUCGUUCUCGUAAUUCAUUCAUGGUGCCUAAGAUCCUUUAUCUUUGGUGGUGCUAAUACACCCAUGGGGAAAACGGAUAAAAAAAGGCGUUAAAUCAUUUUAAAAGGCGUUAAAUCUGUGUUGACAUCUUUGUUUCAAGACGCUGACUUUAUGCUGUCAAAAUAAAAACAAGAUCCAACCAUGCUGCUCCAGUUUGUGUAUAGCACCCGGGACUUUGUCAGAGAUGUGCAUCGGAGCAGUGGAAACAGACUUGGGAUUGGAUCACUGCCAGCAAAGUUUGACACGACCAUCCAUGCCGGCUGGACAGACAGAAUGAACAGGGGACUCUUCCGCUACCAUCUGGGUGAUUUACAAACGCGUAUCCUGUCGGGCCCGCAUGGCUAUGUGGCCCAGCUUAAUAUUCAAAGAGGAAUAGAGAGAAGAAAGCCUCAGGAGAUACUUAGCGUUCAGCAGGAGUUCAAUGCCAAGCAGUUUAAUUUUAACAAAAUCAAUCCAGAAGAAAUCAUUUUUGAGAUGAUAAAGGACGUUGAGGGAGGCAAAGAAAAGGGACAGUUGCAUGAACCCUGCAGGAUGGUCGUGCUGGUCAAUGUCAGCCCUUUGGAGUUCGGACAUUGUCUCUUUGUUCCAGAUCCUUCACGCUGUUUGCCACAGGUCCUGACAUGCUUCACCAUUCAGGUUGGUAUUGAAUCUGUGCUCCUGAGCUCCGAUCCUGGCUUCCGUGUGGGGUUCAAUAGUCUUGGAGCAUUUGCGUCCGUCAAUCAUUUACACCUACAUGGGUAUUACCUGGAUCAUGAGCUCAAGAUAGAAUCUAUGCCAGUGAAGCCUCUGGUUCCUGAAAAGGGGUUUUAUCGCUUGUUGGACUUUCCUGCAGGCUUUUUGUUUUACACAGAAUCAGAGUGGGUGGAGAAAGUUGCCGGAGCCAUCUGUCAAGUCACAGACUUUCUUGUGGACGCUAAUAUUGCUCACAACCUGUUCUUGACUAGAGGAUGUCCGCCCUGUGAUCGCACACAGAACCAAAAGGAUCGCUGUUCAAGAAAAGGUGUUCGUAUUGCUGUAUGGCCCAGAACAUCAUGCUUCGGUGCCAAGGAGGAAUCUGCCUUCAAUGUUGCUCUCUGUGAGCUGGCUGGACAUUUACCAUUUAAGAACAAGGAGGACUAUGAGCUCACAACUGAGAAAGAUGUAAUGGAUGUCAUCCAGAGGUAUCUUCUGCCUGAUGCAGAGUUUCGAACAUUGGAACAGCAGCUUACUCGUCAUUUGAUGGAUGUAUAAUGUAUGGACAUUAAAGCCUUUUUACAUCCUGUGCCGGAGAUCAAAUGAACUAGGUCAGAAGCUUCAGAAUCCGUUUAAUAUAACAUUGGAUGUGCACAAUACCUUCUUAUAUAUUUUAGAAUAUAUAUUUAAUGGAUGUACUUUAUUCAAAUUUCAAAUAA